Messenger RNA from Erpetoichthys calabaricus (reedfish), 2381 nucleotides. RefSeq names its product beta-1,3-galactosyltransferase 2-like. Gene Ontology annotation, cellular component: membrane. The transcript is spliced from 4 exons. Bases 292 to 1347 code for a protein of 351 amino acids. Lineage: Eukaryota; Metazoa; Chordata; Cladistia; Polypteriformes; Polypteridae. Gene Ontology annotation, molecular function: N-acetyl-beta-D-glucosaminide beta-(1,3)-galactosyltransferase activity. The record is from RefSeq and is a predicted model, not a curated record.
GCGGCUACAACUCCACAGUACACGCCGAUAAACCAAACACGCGAGUCAGUGUGAGUCCUGAAGAGCGGCUGCUGGUCACCUUGAGAUGACGCAUCACAAACAUCAGCACUGCUGUUGAGAAUCCUGUGGCAAACGAGGCGACAGACAAGCUGACACUGCAAUUUCAGGAACUGCAACUUGAAGGACAAGGUCUGAAUUGGUGUAAGCCACCCUAAUUCACGGGGUUGAUAAGAAAGGAACAACACAGAAUGGCUGAAGACUCCGGUGUUGGAAGGCCACAUCCUUGACACCAUGCCAUCUUCCCGGACAACUAUGUUGGCAUCAAAGAACGCUUCACUCCCAAAUUCUCAAGCACAGUCCAGGAGGAAGCACCACCAGGCAAUAAUUCACAUAAGGCUCCUAAAGAAAUGGCUCUUCCCACUCAUCCUGGUCCUGACCAGUUCCUUCCUUCUCCAGAUCUUCAGCCGAGUCCACAUCAUGCUACAGGAUCCGAUAUCCCUCGACAUCUACAACAUCGCCUACCCGAGACCGUACAAUUACAUCCUCAAUGAGCCCCAAAAAUGCAGCGGCCAGCCUCCCUUUCUGGUUUUGAUGAUACCGGUGGCUCCGGAAAACAGGAAAGUCAGAGAUGUCAUUCGAGAAACCUGGGGAGACGAAAACUCGAUGCCAACGGUGAAAAUCCGACGGAUCUUUUACUUGGGGCUUCCGUCUCAAGAUGGAAGCGGCGGUCUGCAGGAAGACCUCAGGAGGGAGAGUCGGUGGCACCACGAUCUGGUCCAGAAGGACUUUCAGGACACCUACUUCAACCUAACCAUCAAGACCAUGAUGAUAAUGGACUGGCUGGUCUCCUACUGUUCUAAAGCGUCCUAUGCCAUGAAGAUUGACACCGAUAUGUUCCUCAAUGUGGACACUCUGGUGAACAAACUCCUGCAGCUCCAAGCCCCUCGUGCCAAAGUCAACUUCAUCACUGGCAAUGUUCACCACUUUGGAAUCAUUCGCCGGGACCAAGACUCCAAGUGGUACAUGCCGCUCAAACUCUUCCCCGGAUUGUUCUAUCCGCCUUACGUCUCCGGGAUUGGCUACGUAUUUUCUGUCGACCUGGCCAAAAAGAUUUUAUCUGUCUCAUUGUCUGUGAUGCCCAUCCAUUUGGAAGAUGUCUACGUGGGCAUGUGCCUUCAGAAGCUGGGCAUCCAACCAACACAACCUGCAGACAGCACUUGGUUCAGCUUUCAACCGGUGGAGUAUAGCAGGUGCCGAUUCUCUCGACUCAUCAGCGUCUCGCAUCUAGAGCCUGACCAGCUGCUGCAUAUUUGGAAAGAUCUGGAAAAAGCCAAGGACCACUGUUAAAGUGGGAGACCCCCAUUCAUUGGCACGGUGGACGAUGGGUCUCUGUCUCCUUCAGGGACCACCAAGAGGUUAACAAAAAUGCCCCCCAAUGCGGACCCUCUCCCCAAUAAUGGUGUUCCAGUAUCUUUGCACUAAGUGGUAUGGGCUGGGGGGGUGGGCGGCACAUCUGUACAGUUCAAAGGUAAAAUGUGAGUGGCCUCGCUUUGCUUCCAAGCCCACCACAUUUUAGCCUCAGGGUCCUUCUAUUUCCACACAAACAUUUGCACACAUGACCCUAAGUGCACUUCAUUAAGGUUGUGGGCUGCAAUUCUGGAUGGCAUGGAAAAAAGUUCUUGGCACUGCUUCCUCACAGCUUGGAUUCAAAUAAUAAUAAUAAUUCAUUACAUUUAUAUAGCCCCAGGGACCACCUCUGUGGAGUUUGCAUCUUUGUGAUUUUCCUUUUAGGGGCUGCAUGUCCCAUUCAUUUUAGGGGCUCCCAAUUCCCAUUCACAUCCAAGAGACAUGAAGGAGUAGAUUGGCACUUGGCUCAGAACAAGUCCCGGCAUUAUAGGACAGACAUCGGACCCUUGGCACCGUGGACUGAAGGAGUGAGUUGCAAUAUGGAGGGAGGCAUUUCAGCUUAAGUCUCCAUUGCACCCUUAGCUGAGUCUGGGAUGACUGGGAGCAGUGUACAACUUUAGGUGACUUUAAUUUGGGGUCUACACCCCCAAUAAUCACCCGCAAUAAUACGCAAAUUGAAACAUGGCUUGGACUUGUACUGACUGACACCUAUAGGGCAGUUGUAGAAUGACAGGUAAUUAACUGUUGGUGCUUCUCCCUCUUUAAGUGAUUUCAGUAACCUUUAGGUAGUCCGAGGGUUGGAAGUUUUACAUUACUUUGUAAAGGACCCCCAAACUGAGAGCAAUACAAGUUUCUCUGUAGCCAAAAAGAAGGUGAAUUUCAUUAAAGCAGCUAAAGCAAAUCUCAAUUUCAUGGUUCUAAUUUCACAAUGGCAUCUCACCCAGGUGUCUUAAUGGCUCUGAUGAAAGAUUCAC